Molecule: messenger RNA, 2162 nt
Organism: Sitodiplosis mosellana (orange wheat blossom midge)
Lineage: Eukaryota; Metazoa; Arthropoda; Insecta; Diptera; Cecidomyiidae
Exons: 3
Coding region: 256-1743 (495 amino acids)
Molecular function (GO): protein binding
Source: RefSeq, a predicted model, not a curated record
GAAACACGGCAUUCUAUCUGUCAAAUUCAAAAUCAUUCGCUCACUUGUUGAUUGUUCGGCAUUUGAAAAAGACGCAAGACUCUCGCCAAGAAAACAAAGUAGCCUUGGACUAUUUACACAAAGGCAGGACAAACAAUAAAUACGACGUAGUAUUGUCAUCACACAUUUGGAAGACGCACAGCAGAAGAAUAUCGAGUGACAGACAGCACAAUAGAAGUCAAAUCAAACAGAAAAGUAAUUAAAAAACCACCAAAAAUGGCUGACUCUGAUGAACCGAUCAGCAAACGGCUACGGCGACGUAAGGACGCGACCGAGCCAGAAACAUUGAAAUCAUCUACAACGUCUGCAACAAAAUCCCCGACAAAGUCAUCGACAAAGUCUUCGCCUAGCCCAGAAGAAGCACUAACGCAGGAAAAUGUGUCGGAUUCAUUGUUGUGCCUGACCGAUAAUUGCCUACAAAAGUUGUUUGAACGGUUGGACAUCGAAAGCCUGUGUCAAAUGGCAAACGUAUGCAAGCGAUUCAGACCAAUCAGCGAACGUGCAUUCAGUGAACGCCACAAAAAAUUCGUCUUCGAAGGCCGAUCAUGCAAAAAUUCAGUGUUUCGUCGUGUGCUCUGCAAAUUCGGCCACUUGAUUACAUCAAUCGAUGCAUCCGAAGCUCACUUUGCUCCAGGUGAAAAGCUUGAUGUCAACGCUAUCGCUAAAUAUUGCACCAACAACUUGGAAAAAUUGAUUGUAAGCGACACAACCAUCGAUUGUGGCGUGGUGAAGCCGCUGUUCUCGCGUUUGAAGCAUUUGGAUUUGACCAUGUGCGAUUUUACCGGUAACAAAAUUGAUUUGUUCAAAAAUUGUCCGAAUCUUGAGGUUUUUGGAUUUCAAGCUAAUUUUGGUGACUCGGAACCGCUCGAUUACCAUCGUUCAAUUGGUUUCGUCGUGCAAAAAUACCCGAAAUUGGAAUCGCUUGCAUUUGACAGUUCUUUCAUUGCUGUUGAUGCGUGCUUCCGUUUGUUGGCGCUCAAUCCACAGAUAAAAACGCUUGAAAUUACGGCCCCACCAGAAGACAUCUACAUCCAAAGGGUGGUUCAAUACGCAAAAAAUGUCGAAGUGUUGGCAAUUCAGCCCGGUUUUUGGUCAAACACAGCAGAAAUCCAAACAAGAAAAGAAUUCCUCCAGCUCGGCCAAUUGAAAAAGUUGAAAAAGCUGUAUCUUUCUGCGAGCGAUGAACCAUACUCAAAAUUGGCAGCUCCGCUUUCGGAUGCAUUUGCGAAAAAUAAUGUGCCCAUCGAAUGUUUGAGUCUUCGGGAAUUCACCAUCGGUUCCAAAGAAAUCAAAAGCAUUCUCAAAUUGAAGGCAAUGAAGUUUUUGAGCUUGGAUGAAGUUGGAAAUGUCACCGACGCUGAUUUGGUACCGUUGAACAAAGAGUUGCCGCUGCUGGAAAAUCUGCAACUGUAUUUUGGAACGAAGGCUAAAACACCAAUCACAGCCGACGGACUUACAAAGAUGGUUAAGGAUGGAAAGCACCUUGAAUACUUGGGAUUAGUGGACAUUAAAAACUUGAAGAUCGACAAGAAAGCAUUCGAUGACCUACUGAAGGCAGCACAAAGUCGCGGCAACGAGAAGACACUCACGAUUGAAAUCAUUGGAAACAAAAAGACGACCAGCUUCAAUGUUCCAGAGGACGUUCAACGAGAUGGCGGCAAACAUCUGAAGAUCGAAUACAAAGCACGAGAGGUCGAGUACUAGCGUAAUAACUUUGCAUCGCAAAACCAAUCGAACAACGAUUUUUUUUUCAUUUUUUCUUUACAUAGAGAUAAUUCUUUAUAUAAUAUCAGUUCAGUUAAGUAACCAAUCGACUGUUUUCCAUAUUCAUGUUCAUGUAAGUUCGUUUUGCGUCACAAUUCGUAAUAGUAUCAGUGUGUCAGCCAUUUGUGGCUUUCAAAGUAAACAACAAACGCCUAAUAUUCAGAGUCAGAAUCGAAACAACGUUAAUUUCCGUACGUUCACGUUUUAAAGCAUUCCAAUGAAAAUGAAACUUAACGUAUUAUAAUUUAUAUCGAUUGAUAUGGCAUUAAAAAAUGAAUUUACUCUCGUUUUCAUCCACGAAAAUCAUAUUUCAAAAAAGUUGAGAAUAAAUUUAAUAAAAGUUUAUAUUGAAAAUCGAA